AUGUAAUGUACACUAUAGAAGAGAACUCCCAGGAGGAUGGAGACAUCUAAUCAUGAAACCUAUCUUUUGGGUGGAACUACACCUGCCAAAAUAAGAAAUCGAAAAAUCUCAACAACAACAUCUCCUCAAGUCAGAUAUCACUCACAGGCUGAUAAAAAAUUUGAAGACAAAGGUGUGGGAUGCGAUCUCUUUGAAAUUACUUCGAUUACUAAGACUUUUCAAUUUAAUAUGCCUUAAAUUGAGAAUUCCCAAUAACCGCCGCUUAUUCCUGAUAAAAAAGUUUUGAAGAAGAAGAAUGGGUUAAUUAUUUUUAAACCGAUUCCCAAAGAAUGUCAUUUGAGGACAUUUUAUUAGAGUCCCAAAAAUUAGACCUUAAUAAAUAAAUCUAGGAAGAGAGACUGGAGAUUGAGGAAGAUGAUGGAUACUGAGAUUAUGAAAUCCAGUUUGGAGAAGGAGAGGUGGUUUACUGACAGAAAUUGUCGCAUCUUCCUCAAUGAUUUGUGGUCUGAUUCCUAUUUUCAAUGA
This is a messenger RNA of Paramecium tetraurelia, 525 nucleotides long. RefSeq lists its product as uncharacterized. NCBI's taxonomy places the organism in Eukaryota, Ciliophora, Oligohymenophorea, Peniculida, Parameciidae. The record is from RefSeq and is a predicted model, not a curated record. The transcript has a single exon.